AUGGUUUGGUUUGUGGCGGUCCUCAAACCUUUUCUAAUUGUAUGGACUGGAUUGAAGGUAAUCGAUGACAUGGCCUUAUUGGUGCGUCUCAGUCGGCUUGGGCUUGCCACCGUUCCCUUUCCGGGCAAGAAACGAGACGAAUCCAAGGCCAUGUGUGGUUUGUGCGACGACGUUGUGGGUGACCUCAUGGUCGGAUCUGAUGGUAUUUCAGUCAUACCCUGUAACGUCGCUUGUAUCGGAAUCAAACCAUGCAUUGAAAUGUGCGAAAAAGUUAAAGAGGCUAGUGAAGAAACUUCGGAAUUUCCAUGCAUCGCUUUGGGUUAUUGUGACGCUAUGGAGCAUGGCUAUGUAUCUUCCACCGACAUUGACUGCAAGAGUGGCGCCUUUUUCAGUUGCCAGCCGAGCCAAUAUUGUCGACGCAAACGAGAAGGAGUGAAAAUGAGAUGCGAAUUGAAACCGGGGAUCGGACGGUGGAAUGGAAUGAAGAACCUGGCUUCGACGUAUACGGCGGCCUUGGCAAUUGGGCUGAGCAGCCAGCUAUAUUGCAGUGAGCCUGGAGCUGGUCCAUACUGUAUUACCAAACCGAAAGGAACCGGGUUACUUGCUGAAUGGGCUGGGUUCGGUCUCGUUAUCCUUUGGGGUGGAUACAAGUCCAUAUCGGCGCUGGAAACACCUGGCGGCAAUGAUGAUCGGCAAUGGCUCACCUUCUGGGUCAUUUAUACGCUUUGGCUUUGCAUCGAAGGUUUUGCCUUGCGCGUCAUCCUAUCGAACAUUCCACUCUACUACGAAGUCAAGUUCUUUCUGCUCUGCUGGCUCCUGUUCUAUUCGGGUGCCGAAUCAUGCUACCGGAAACUGAGACGAAUCUUGGAGAGACUACUCCGUGACCGAUCAUGCGUCUGGUCGGACGAAGCCAUUGCACAAGAAGGUCUCCAAUUGAUGACCGAGACUGGAGGAGAGGUCGUUCAACACCAUUUGGAGGAACUGGAGUCAAAGCAUCAAGCCUCCCCAGUUGUAGGGCUGCGGAACCGACGAAAGUCAUCCGGUAUCCGAGUCAGUUGGGCUCCGAACCGGUAUUGGCAGUAUGACUUUGAUCUGGACAUGAAAGACCCCUCUAAAAUGCAAUUGAACACGGAAUCCAUGACCAACCGCCAGAAACUCUUUCUGCUGUCCAAAUUUUUGCUGUCGUCCGAAGGAAGCUUCCAAUUGGAGCAAUCUCGCUCCUUUUCCGAAACGGAUCGAAUAUUGUUAAUGGAACGGGCUGCUCAGGUUGUCUCCUUUCAACCCCGCUUCCUGCGAGUCAAACUACACGGCUGCAUUGAGGGACCCCAAGGCGAACUCCCUCCAAUGGAUUCCAAUGAAAAGGCCGAUGGCUACGUCAUUUGUCAUCUAGUACCAGCUUCCGGCAUGCCGUAUCCACCCAAAGGGGUUCAAUCUUCCACCUGCUACCGCAAUCUAUCUCCCCAAUGGAACGAAGAAUUGGAAAUUCCCUUGGAAGGUGGUAGACUCGAUUCCGAUGGAUUUUUUCGAUCCGAACAUGCCCAUACCACCCAGUUGCAUCUGUGCGUACUGGAUGCGGACGCUGGACAAUGGAGUCUUCUUUUGUACGCUAGCCGUAUCUUGCUGAUUCUGGAAGCUGUCUGUUGGAUCAUUGCCUACAUCGAUGGAGUCACAGACAAUUUGUCGGUCUUUGGCAAGUGGGUUUGGAUUUUUGUGACAACUGUAUUGACUAUCAAUUUUGUGGUUGGCUACUACAUGGCUGUAUGGCAACGAAGUGAUGACGAGCCAGUCGGAUUCUGCACUGUCCCCUUGGGAAUUCUAUUGGAUCAGCAGAAGCAUACUCUGAAACUGACGCUGCAUCCAGAAGACGAUGAAUCCAAAGCUAGGCAGAAUUCAGUGGGUGGAUAUGGAAUAAUUCGCGUCACCUUGUCGCUCUCUGAAACUUAG
Messenger RNA from Cylindrotheca closterium, 1944 nucleotides. The record is from the annotation of a GenBank genome assembly. NCBI's taxonomy places the organism in Eukaryota, Bacillariophyta, Bacillariophyceae, Bacillariales, Bacillariaceae.